UUCGAUAACCGAGCCGUUCGAUUUGUUUGUAGUUUUGAUAAUUUUUUGUUUUGGGCUCGCUUUGUUUUUGUUGUGGAUGCGCAAGCACACAAACAACAAUCAACGGGACGACAUCGAGUCGGCAUUGAGUCGGCAAAUUUAUUGAUUACAUAUGGAAAACUGGCGCUUGGCACGCAACGCCGCCGGCCCCCAAACCCAAGGACAAAAACGACCCCCAUAUGCGGCGAAGCGACAUUAACGUUAACGUUAAUUUGACAGCAAUUCAAGAGCAAAUCGACGCACUAUUUUGUUGUUUAUUGAGCUCCAAUCCCGGCCAUUCACUCGGUGCUGUGCAUUUGUGAAAGGCGCGUGUGUGUGAGCGUGUGACUAAUACCAAAAAAAAAAAAAAUAAUAAUUAUAUUAAUCCCUUAAGAAAGUAAUAAUUCCAAGAAAAAAAAAGAUGACCACCAGCGAACGCAGCGAAACCGAUCACAUUUCAGCCCUUGAGCUGCAGUCAAAUCGUCGCAUGCUCUACUUCAGCGAUGGCGUCAUGGAGGAGCUGUCCUCCAGCGAUAGCGACGCCGAGCCGGACGUGCCCGAUAAGGGCUACGAUGACCAGCUGCAGCGUGAGUUGACGCUGGUGCCACGCCUACGUUACAAGGCCAGCAAGAUGGGCAAUCAUAUAUUGGCGGGCAUUGACUAUGUGGGCGGUGGCCUUGCCUCCUUUCUGGGCAUCACGCACUCCAAAUACGCCAGCGAACUCAAGUAUCACCAGCGGGCCAAAGAAGAGGCCGAGGCCGAGGCGCAAAACGACGAAGACCUUGACAACAAUUGGCAAACGAACAACAACAACAACAACAACGCCGAUGGGUCAACCACAAUUGUUGUCUGUGAGCCGCCAGCUGCUCGUGGAGGAGUCAACAAUCAAUUGGCAACCACAACAAAUCCAACAUCAUCACCAUCAUCAAUGCCACAAUAAUUUAUGACAAAUCAUCGAUAAUGCAAAGAAUGCUCAUCAGGUGCAAAACGAAUUGCAACGCUUGUUUUUUGGAGACUUUU
Drosophila albomicans is the source of this 1038-nucleotide messenger RNA. RefSeq lists its product as uncharacterized. Lineage: Eukaryota; Metazoa; Arthropoda; Insecta; Diptera; Drosophilidae. The transcript is spliced from 2 exons. Bases 440 to 958 code for a protein of 172 amino acids. The record is from RefSeq and is a predicted model, not a curated record.